AAAAAAAAGACAAGAAAGAGAGAGAAUCCUUAAAAAUAAACCAGAAAUAGAGGAAGCCAUUAAAACUGCACAACAGACAGACAAACAUAGCAAACAAUUUCGAAGAAACGCUCGUAACCCACAAAUCAACUACAAAAUCAACGACCCCUUAGCCGCUUUUCUCUUCAAGGAACAUUAUCUUAUAGUAAUCCAGAAAGAUGUCUCCUGCAUCAAAAUCCAAUACCAAGUCCAAGGAUAAGACCUCUGCAAAGUCUGCUAUAGAACAACCAAAAGCAUCCAUUAAGUCUUCUGGAUCAACCAACUCUGUAACUGGGAAUCCAGCGAAUGCUUAUAAUCCAAUUUCUGGGACUUUUCACACAUUAGAAAUACCAGCUGCUGCUGCUUUCCCGCCCUUGCAUGAUAAUGGUCGUUUCAGAAAUAUAGAUGACACAGAUGAGCAUUCUAGCAGCCCACAUGGAACAGUUUCUGAGUAUGAUUCAGUUUCCAACAAUGGGAGCUGCUCUGGUGAGUCAGAGGACAUUAAAGAGAAGAUAAUCAAUUCUACUCGACAGGAAACGAUACCUGGCUUAGACAGCGACCGACGUGAGAAGAUCUGUCAGAGGAAUGAGAAAAAGCAUCAGCGUCAGAGAGAGAGGAGGGUGCAAGAGUUGCAUGACCGAUGCAGUGGGUAUCUAAUGUCAAGAAAACUAGAAAGGCUUUCACAACAGCUUGUGGCGAUGGGUUUUUCUCAUGAGCAGGCAAUCUUGGCCCUUAUGCUGAAUGAGGGCAGGGUAGAAGAAUCGGUAAACUGGCUUUUUGAGGGAAGUGAAGAGGAAGCUCAAAAGGACUCUAAGCUUGAAAGUGGUGGUAACCUAAAAAUUGACAUAAAUGAGGAGCUCGCUCAAAUCUCAGCAAUGGAGAUGAGAUACAAAUGCUCAAAGCAGGAGGUUGAAAGAGCAGUGGUUGCUUGUGAAGGGGAUCUAGUGAAGGCAGAGGAGACCCUGCAGCCACAGAAGCAGGAACCACCUGCAACUCCACCAAGGCAAGAAUAUACUGCCGAUACGAAUAACCUGAGGAGACUGCAUGAAAAGCAUGUACCUGUGACUUCAGUUACAGCACAACAGAGAAUGAAUGAACGGGAUUUCAACUACAAAACAGCAAUUCCAGUGCCAAUGUAUUCAGAACCUGGGAGUAGAAACUUGCAACCUCUGAAUCAGCCCAAGCCACUAGCAGACAAGAGGUGGGGUGCAACAGGAUCGAGCCCUGCAUUCUCAUCAUCUAUGGGACCAUCCAUGCAAGUAGCACCUCCAUCAACAAAACUUGAUAUCCAGCUUGGUUUUACUGAAGGAGUGGGCACAACAGGAUCGAGCUCUGCAUUCUCAUCAUCUAUGGGACCAUCCAUGCAAGUAGCACCUCCAUCAACAAAACUCGGUGUCCAGCUUGGUUUUACUGGAAAUGAGAGGAAAAAUGUGCAGCAGAUUGUGAGGGAACCAGUCAGCCCUCAAUCUAUGAAUGCCAAACAAAAUACAGUCCCUUACGCAAGUGCCACUCCUUCAGUAACAGCUGGAUGGUAUUCAAAUAAUGUUCCAGGUGUUGAACAUAUGCGGUCAAAUGUUAAGUUGCUUUCAAAUCAGAGCACUGGAAGCCUUGGUCUUGUAAAUCAGAGCUCACAACAAUUUUACCAUCCAGUGUCAUACAAACAAAACCCGUUCCCUUAUAGCGGCCCAGUGAAUUAUACAUCAAAUGGACUUGGAGGAACAAGGUCUCCUUCACUUACAGUUCCAUCUCAGUUGCAAGGUUCAUAUGGUAAAACGACUGCAUCUUUGCCUUCUCUAGCAGCACCGUCCUCACUUGGUUUAUUCACUGGCUGGGGCUCAGCUGGAACUUUAGGUUCUUCACAUGUUGAUUGGAAUACAGGAGGCCUGAUGUCAGAAUUUGAUUACACCAGCAUCGAUUGGACUUUGGAUUCGAACAUGUUAUCCUCCAAGUCAAAUGGGUUGUGGCUGGGUCUGUCAUCAUUACUUAGGAACACGUCUAGCACAAGGACGAGCAGUACAAAUAGUUCCUUCCUAUCAGGGUUACGGGACAGUGGAGUGGCUAAAGAAACAUCAUCCUCAGCUCGUUCGCGCGAGUGGACCUCUCCUUUCGCAGGCAAGGACAUCUUUAGUUUGCCUAGGCAGUUUGUAACUUCUCCAUCUCCUUAGGACUAGGGAUAGGACUUUGGAAAAGGAGAAGAAAGCAGGCAGUGAGUCUCGUUUAGUUGGGGUUUGGAUGCAUGUUCAUGCUUGUUUCUGGUUUUAUCAGUGGUAAAUGCAUCCAUCAGUUUCUGCUUC
This is a messenger RNA of Populus nigra (black poplar), 2312 nucleotides long. RefSeq lists its product as uncharacterized. Gene Ontology annotation, molecular function: protein binding. Bases 198 to 2183 code for a protein of 661 amino acids. The transcript has 2 exons. Lineage: Eukaryota; Viridiplantae; Streptophyta; Magnoliopsida; Malpighiales; Salicaceae. The record is from RefSeq and is a predicted model, not a curated record.